Molecule: messenger RNA, 1732 nt
Organism: Juglans regia (Persian walnut)
Lineage: Eukaryota; Viridiplantae; Streptophyta; Magnoliopsida; Fagales; Juglandaceae
Product: protein UPSTREAM OF FLC-like
Exons: 7
Coding region: 39-1217 (392 amino acids)
Source: RefSeq, a predicted model, not a curated record
CCAUCACAUUGCCUCUCACAUACACACAAAUAGACUGCAUGCAGGUGAAGAAGGCCGGGAGGAAAAGUUUAAGUUUGAGUAUAAAGGAAAGCAAUCAACUGUGCAGCAGCAAUAGAAGAAGAAAAAGAAGAAGAAGAAUGGAAGCCCAAGGAGGAGAAGUGAGGCGCAUACACAUCGUUUACUUUCUGAGUCACAUGGGUCAUGUUGAGCAUCCCCAUCUUAUUCGGGUUCAGCAUUUCAACCGCAACAAUGGCGUCUAUCUACGAGAUGUUAAAAGGUGGCUUGCGGAUUUGAGAGGAAAAGACAUGCCCGAAGCCUUCGCUUGGUCCUACAAAAGGAGGUACAAGACAGGUUAUGUUUGGCAAGAUUUGCUGGAUGAUGACCUUAUCACUCCUAUCUCAGACAUUGAAUAUGUUCUCAAAGGUUCCGAGAUUGUCUCUGCCUCUUUUGAUCAUCAUUCACACAGCGAAAACAAAGCUUCCAUAUUGAAAAGGCAGCAGCAGCAGCAGCAGCCUGUCGAAGUCCAUGCGGAAGACCAACCCCGGCAGCGACAUUCAUCCAAAGUAGCAUCAUUUGAAGGGCACCCUGAAACCAAUACCUCAACAGAUUUCUCUUCUGAAAUCAAUCAAGAAUCCCCUUUAUUUGGCUCAGAUAGGUCAACAUUAACUAACGAGUCACUAAAGCUCGAAGCAGAGAUGCAUCAACAAGGUGAAAACCUCGGAGAUUCUUCCUUUUGUUCCACACCACCGAGCAAGAAGAAUAAAAUGAAGAGCAGCAACAAGAAGGAAAAAGCGGAAAAGGCAUCUUCUUCUCCAUCGUCAUUUACAAAGAGUAAGAGCUAUUCAAGUGGAGCUUCGAGUAUGCUACGCAAUUUGAUUACUUGUGGUGCUGCGGAUACCAAUGAUGCUGCGUUGAUCAUGAUGAAUAGAGCUGACAAAAACAAAUCUUCCUUUAAGCCCAAUGUUGAGGCUGAGAUUCGUAAAGGAGAGAGAUUGGGAGGGUCUGCAAGGGUUUUUGGGACUACUUGGAAUCAACAACAGCAGCAAGAAAACCAUCAACAAAAACAACAGCAGCAGCAGCAGCAGCACAAUACUUGGAAAAGCUAUUAUGAUCGAGGAGAGGAUUCACAGAAGAAGCAGAGUGAAUUUCCUAAACAAAAAGCCAUUUCAAGUACUUACAAACCAAUGGCUUGGCCAAAUUGCUCGGUUAAAGGGUAAGAACAAAACCUUCGGGAUUUUCACCAUGGUUGACUUCCCAUGCCUGAAUUGGGAGCUUGAAAAGAAGCCCAGAAAUUCAGGCUGACUCCAUCCUACUGUAGAUCAGAAUCAUCAAAUGAGAUAAGGGGGGAAGCAGAGUCACUGCAAAGUUAGACAAAUGCCAAGUGUUCAAUGAGUGGGAAUCUAGUUGAUGUCAAAGAUCCAACAGACUUUUUUUUUUUUUGUGAUGUCGGAGAACCUCUCCAAGGCAAGGUCCUUUGGACCCAUCCUUGCAGAGUAAACCCUAGUUGCGUGUACUGCACCCUCGCAUCCUCUCCAAAGAUCCAACAGACUUCAAUCAAACUGCAAAGAAAAAUGUUUUAAGUCUAUAAUAGGUGGAUCAUUAUGACGUCCACUAAUACAGGGGUCAAAUCAUGUUGGGUUAACUAUAAUGUAUUGUUUCUUUAUUAAAAUUUUAGUUUCUAUCUAUAUUCAUAAUCUAUCAAUUGUGUUGAAAUAAACUAUCUUUGCUGUUA